GGCGGGCGCGCGGGAUGCGGGCAGCGGGAGCGCAUGGCAGGUGGCGGGAAGCGGAGGCCGCGCGGCGCGGCGGGACCGGCCGGAGAGCAGAGUGAAAAAAAUGGAGCUGUCAAGAAGAGGAGAUCAAAUCAGGCAGAUAAUCCUGAUAGUCUGUGCCAAGAAGCAGAAACAUGCUAUCGGCUUAGGCUGCCUGAGGACUUCUACCAGUUUUGGAAGUUUUGUGAGGAACUAGAUCCUGAGAAACCAAGUGAUGCACUUGUGUCAAGUGUUGGACUUAAGCUGGUUGGACCAUAUGAUAUUCUUGCUGGAAAACACAAAAAAGCAAAAUCAACAGAUGUGAACUUCAAUCUUCAUUGGAGAUUCUUCUAUGAUCCCCCAGAAUUUCAGACUAUACUUCUUGGGGAUAGCAGAACACAGUAUCACAUGGGAUAUUUCAGGGAUGUGCCAGAUGAGCUCCCAGUGUGGGUUGGUGCAAAUGAAGCUAAGAAGGGUUGUGUGAUUUCACAAGUUGGUGAUAAUGUCUUUGCUGCAGUCAAAUUGUUUUUGUCAAAAAAACUUAAGGAAGUGGCUGAUAAAAAGAAAACUGCUGUUUUGAAAGACAUAGAUGAAAAGCUAACAAGAGCAGCAAAGGAACUGGGUUAUUCUCUGGAACAAAAAACCCUGAAGAUGAAACAGAGAGAUAAGAAAGUGGUGACCAAAGCAUUUCACGGAGCAGGCCUAGUCGUUCCUGUAGACAAAAAUGAUGUUGGAUACAGAGAACUUCCUGAAACAAAUGCUAAUCUUAAAAAAAUUUGCAAGGCCAUUGUUGAUGCUCCGACUGAUGAGGAGAGGGUGAAAGCCUUUGCACCCAUUCAAGAAAUGCUGACCUUUGUUCAGUUUGCUAAUGAUGAAUGUGACUAUGGAAUGGGGUACGAACUGGGCAUGGACCUGUUUUGCUAUGGAUCACAUUACUUCCACAAGACGGUGGGCCAGCUGCUGCCCCUGGCUUACACCCUGCUGAAGAGGAACCUCUUUGCCGAAAUCAUCGAGCAGCACCUGGGCAACCGGCGGGAGGAGGACCCGGAUCAGCUGGUGCCCUGAGCCGGGCUCGGGGGCUGCAGCUGGGGGUGGCCCUGCACGCCUGGGAGCGGGCUCGUCUUUGUGUGUGUGUGUCUGUGGGUCUUUUUGUACUCGGUGGCGGUGUCCCCUGCGGUCAGUAAAGGUUUUCUAAGGAACGUGCUGCUUCCCGGUGCUGGCUGCAGGUGGGCCCGGGACAGGGAGCGGGGCUGAGGCGCUGCGGGGCUGUGGCACUGCCCGGGAGGCACACCUGGGCCGGGGCUGGUGCUCUCAGGAAGCACGGUGAGGGCGGGCCCCUGUGCCUCGGUCACCACCUGCCUGUGCCAUGGGCAAACGGAGCCACAUGUCCCUGCUGCAGGUGAUGGUUCUGCCCUUCUGCGUUUCCCUGGUUGGCUCCCACCCCUCAGGUAAAGCAUUCCCUUACUGCAGCAUUCCCCUGUGGCAGAGCACUGUCCCUGCUCCUACAUUGCUGGAGCCUGGCUCAAGUGGGAGGAAGGAAACUAAUGGGAUGAAAGAAAUGCUAACUUGAUGUUACAAGACAAAUUAGGGAAUUCCACUGCUUGUUGCUACCUUGCUAAUCAGAAAAAGCCAUCUCCAGUUUUAAACAUUGAAAAAUUAAACCCAGGUGAUUUUGUUCAAGGCGCAAAUUGUUUUCAAGGUCCUUACCCCCAGUUCUGUGUUCUUGUUAUUGCACUUGAAGGUUUAUUCUCAGGCAAUUAAAGUAACAGUCCAGAAACAAUGGAAAGUAACAUUGGCUCUUACUCAACAGCCCUGCCACCAUCCAAUGAUGAUGACUUCCACUGUAGCAAUUCACAUCAGUACUAACGACAGCAAUGCUAAUUAUUACUGCUAAAGAUUAUAGGCUACUAGCACCAUGUUCAAAUAUAAGUCAUUCGUACUCUUUUAAGCAAAGAAUUGUUAGUUAAAUGUUACUUUAUGGUUUACUUUAUGGUAGAAGGGAGCAUUGAAGGUACAAUGUAGGUUAGAGUGCUGCAAAAGUAUUAUGAGUUUCAAAUGUGUAAGGUAAUCACAUGCCACACCUACUUGUGUAAAUUUGACUUCACCCCUUUCAUUCACCCUUUCACUCAUUAAACUCAUGGAAUUAA
This is a messenger RNA of Parus major (Great Tit), 2162 nucleotides long. RefSeq names its product histone PARylation factor 1. The record is from RefSeq and is a predicted model, not a curated record. Gene Ontology annotation, cellular component: nucleus. Gene Ontology annotation, biological process: regulation of protein ADP-ribosylation; DNA damage response. Gene Ontology annotation, molecular function: poly-ADP-D-ribose binding; histone binding. The transcript is spliced from 8 exons. NCBI's taxonomy places the organism in Eukaryota, Metazoa, Chordata, Aves, Passeriformes, Paridae. The coding region runs from base 34 to 1080 and encodes 348 amino acids.